This is a messenger RNA of Schistocerca nitens (vagrant locust), 1238 nucleotides long. RefSeq names its product putative beta-carotene-binding protein. The transcript has 6 exons. The record is from RefSeq and is a predicted model, not a curated record. The coding region runs from base 23 to 907 and encodes 294 amino acids. NCBI's taxonomy places the organism in Eukaryota, Metazoa, Arthropoda, Insecta, Orthoptera, Acrididae.
UCGGCCUUCCACGGGGGUAUAUAUGGCCGCCGGACGUCGUCUUCGUUACAGUGUCUUCCGAUCCUCCGAGAUACACACGACCGGCACGUUCAGCACCAUGAACUCACUUGGAAUUGAGCUGUUGGCUAUCAUUGCAGUAUUUUCUGUCAGCCACGUGUUGGCCGGCCAUCACCCGUGCAAUGCUGGGACACCCGACUUCCAGGAGUGCGUGCGCGCCAACCUGCAACAUCUGAUUCCACAACUGGCCAAUGGUCUGCCCAACAUCGGCGCUGAACCCAUAGAGCCGCUGCGGGACCUGCCCAGCCUCAUCCACAGCUCCCCCAGCCUCAAGACGCAGUUCGACGAUGUUUCCCUCAGUGGACUCUCCAGUGUCAUCGUCAAAGACAUGCAUGUGGAUCUGACGACAAAUACCAUCCGUAUCGAGUCUACGUUCCCUUCCCAGCUCGUAGGCACUGGAGUCCAGACGACAGACGCUGAAAUCAUGGGAAUCCCACUGAGGGGAAGUGGGCCCUUCAAGGUCACUAUUGUCCGACCGACGCUGGACCUGACUCUGCGCGGAGCGCCAUCCGUGGGUCCUGACGGACAGACCUACCUGCAGCUCAGCUCAUCCGAGGCGCACCUCGAGCCCGGCACCCUCUCCAUCGAAGUGGCCGGACUCUUCGGCCAGUUCCCGCCGCUCGAGAGAGCGGCUAAUGCGUUCGCCAACAGCGUGGCUGGACCAGUGCUUGAGGAGCUGCGCCCGAGCCUGGAGAAGUGGCUGGCCGGCAUAAUGCUGCAGCGUGCCCAGGCGGUCUUCAGCACGGUGCCCUACGACGCGCUCUUCCCGGGUCGCACGCCCGCCGUCGAAGGCCUAUUCAGGGCCUUCCCGUCGCUGCCACUGCCGCUGGUGCCCCGCUACUACAAGUAGGCGCCGUGCCCCACCCACCACGUCUCCACAGCUGCCGGGCGGGCAGCAGUGCUACACACGUGGCAGACUGACAGAUAGUACCCACUCAUUGAGAGUGCUCUAAGUUGCUGUAAACAGCGUCAAUUCUUUCGAACUAACACAUCAACAUCACAAUCAAAAAACUCUAUACAAAAAACAUUACGCCGAAUACUGUUUCGUAAUAGAGUGCAACUUCAAAGACAAUGCCGUGGCUAUAUGAGUGUGUAUUCAUAUUCUUUUGUCAUUUGUGUCUAAUGUAUCUAGUUCAGCUGCGUAAUUUUUAGUUGCCACCACUAAAUAAACGAUUUAACGU